AUGGCACGAGUCAUAUUGCUGGAUCGAAAGCAUAGUGAUUAUGGCACCGCUGCCCAGCUUGCAGCUGACUUACCUUAUGCGAGUACUGGUACCCCCACAUAUAGAACCAAAUGCUUGGACCGUACUCUCUUCGCAAUAUCUGACGACGGUGUCGCCACUGGGCACCAUCGCUUGGUUUUACCGCCUCAUUCCUUGUUGCGUGGUGGAGGUCGAUCGGCCUCCGCCGAAGUCGCCGAGGUCACAGACGCGAUACCCACGACAUGGUUCUCCCAUCCUGCCAGCGACUUUCAGCAUCGUACACUAUCUCACCACUGCCUUACUGACCGCCAUGCCUGCCAUUCCUCCCGGAUCCAAGGUUCUCGUCACCGGCGCCUCUGGCUACAUCGCCGCGCCUUCCUCGACGCUGGCUUCCCCGUCCGUGGUACCGUCCGCUCAAAGGAGAAGGGCGAGUACCUCUCCAAGCUGUUCAAGGACUCCAAGACCCCCUUCGAGUACACUAUCGUCGAGGACAUUGCUACUCCUGGCGCUUUCGACGAUGCGGUAAAGGGUGUUGUCGGUGUUGCGCACACCGCUUCGCCUUUCCACUUCCGUGCCGACGACCCGAACGAGCUCAUCACCCCUGCUGUUCAAGGGACUCUGGGCGUUAUUGAGAGCUUGAAGAAGAACAACUUCGACGAGAGCAACUGGAACCAGUUUUCUCUGGAUCAGGUCAAGGAGAAGGGCCGCGACUCCGCUGCUGGUGACAACAAGACUCUUGCCGAGAAGGCAUUCUGGAAGUUCAUCGAGGACAACAAGCCCAGCUUCGACGGCGCCACCAUCAACCCGCCUCUUGUGAGCCAAUGGUCUCGUGACUCAGCUGACUUUAGGUUCUGGGUCCUCUCAUCCAGGACGUUAAGAGCCCUAAAGACGUCAACGAGAGUGCCUGUAAGAAGCUUUGAAGGUCACGGGAUACUGACAACAGCUAACAUCCUGAAUUGGUUCACUGGCAACAAGACCGAGGCCGACAUUCCCGACAAGGCCGUCUACAACUGGGUCGACGUCCGCGACGUCGCUCUCGCUCACGUUCGCGCCCUGACUGUCCCCCAGGCUGGUGGCAACCGGUUCAUCACCGCCAACGGCAUCACUUCGCCGGAUGACUGGGUCCUCACGUUCGCGAAGCACUUCCCUGACCGCAAGUCGUUCCCCAAGGGAGACGCCUCGAAGCGCGAUGAGAUCAACUCGCACGCCAACAUCUUUGAUGGGUCCAAGACGAAGAAGGUGCUCGGCAUCGACUACAUUGACCUGGACAAGCUCGGCGACAGACAAGUCCGUCUAGACGAAGACCUUCGAGACGGCAUCCCUCUUAUCCCGCUUGGCGAGCUUCCCUAUCUCUCCGACGUUGGCGACCAAGCAGGCGCAGCACACGAAACUUGGGCCUGGUACAGCGACAGGCUCGCGCAGACCGGCGACAGAAUGAAAUUCGGUACUCUCCUCGAGCUCAACUCGAACGUCGAGUGGUGGGACCACUAUGUCGACUACGAUCAACUGAAGAAGCUCUUCCCCUCCGUCCCCCUCGACCCCGACUACCUCGCAACGCAGCAGCAUGGUGAGCAGGGGUCGCUGCUCCCGUCCAACCGGCCCCCGAAGAAGUUUGCGACGCCGGAUGAGUUCCGCGCCGCCUUAGACCGGGAACGCAACAAGGUCGCGACUUUCUACGAGCAGAAGCUCGAGGAGCUGCGGCAGCAGGAGGCCGACCUCGAGGCAGAGGUGCGUCAGAUUGAGGACCGCGAGUUCCACGGCGACACUGUGAUCUACGAGGAAGGCGAGUGGGACACAAACGAACGUGAUCCCUUAACGAGCAGCCAGCUCAGCAGCGGGGGCGGAUCGCCGACCAACAGCAUGCACCGCCCCGGCAACCGGAAACGCGGAUCGAUCUUCGGGCGUCUCCCCGGGAUGGGACGAGCGAGCGUUAGUGGCGACCACGCCGACAUCUUCCAGAGUACGCUUCCCGCGCAGGUCCGAACGACGGAGGGCCGCCGCCGAUCGAUCGCGUACGCCGAGGAGGGAGAGGUCUCGCCGGGCACGCGGACCAAGCUGCUGCCUCCUACCCGCGGCCGCGCGCUGUCUGAGGUGUCGAGCGCGGAUGAUCCUCGCCGGCAAUCGUUCAGCACGCUGUCUUCCGCCGGCAACUGGCGCCAGUCGCUGUCGAUCCACGGGCACAAUUUGGGCCUCGUGCCGAUGAACCCGAGCGCGUACCCGGAGUGGCUGAAGGAGGAGGUUGCGCGCGAUGAGGAGGCGAUCGGACUCGCGCCAGGAGACUAUUACAAUUGGACGGGCAACGCCGACUACGCGACUGUGCUGCGCAUCGGUUUCAAGAAGCGCAUUUCGGCACUGUGGCUCGACCUGUACGCCCUGAAGCAGUAUGUCGACCUGAACUUUACCGCGUUCGAGAAGAUCCUCAAGAAGUACGACAAGAACACGAACAACAAGCUGAAGAAGGAGUACAUCCAGGAGAAGGUGCUUACGACGUACCCUUGGACGGAUGAGGCGAAGCGUGAGCUCGACUUGCUCCUGAACCGGACACUCUUCCUGUAUCGCCGCGUUGUUGUUGCAGGCGACGAGGAGCUGGCGAAGGAGCAGCUGCGCGCGCAGCUGCGUGAGCGCAUCGUUGUCGACCGCGAGACGGUGUGGAGCCAGAUGGUGUCCGACCGACGAGGCCAGGGUAUUUUCCGUUCCGUCGAGCCGGAUGAGCAGCUGCCUGCGUUCGAGCAAACGCGACCCGGGAUCCGAACCCCGUGCGGUCGCAUCCAUCUGCCAAAGUGGCUCUCCAUGCGCGGCCUCAUCUUCUGCAUCGCUGUGUUCGCACUCGUCGCGACCGUCAUCCUCCAGCCUAUGGACCGUGUCGAGGAGUCGAACUGUCUCGCGCUGCUGCUCUUCUGUACGAUCCUAUGGGCAUCCGAGGCGAUCCCGCUUUUCGUCACGAGUUUGGCCGUGCCAUUCCUUGUCGUCGUGCUGCGCGUCCUUCGGUCGGAUGACGGCGAGGACAAGCGUCUCCCGGCCUCCGACGCCACCAAGUACAUCUUCAGCCAGAUGUUCAGCCCGACGAUCAUGCUCCUCAUUGGUGGUUUCACCAUCGCCGCUGGCCUCUCGCGCACGCGCAUAGACCACAUGACUGCGUCCCGCGUCUUGACCGCGGCGGGCAGCAACCCGUCCUUCGUCCUGCUCGUGCUCAUGUUCGUCGCUUGCUUUGCGUCGAUGUGGAUCUCCAACGUCGCCGCGCCUACGCUUUGUUACGCCCUCGUUCGCCCGAUCCUCGACGAGCUCCCGCCCAAGAGCGUCUUUAGCAAGUGUCUCAUCAUCGCUAUCGCCCUUGCGUCCAACAUUGGCGGACAGGCGUCCCCCAUCUCGUCGCCGCAGAACCUGAUCGCGCUCGGCGCCAUGGUCCCCGAACUUUCGUGGCUGCAGUGGUUCGCCAUUUCUCUGCCCGUUGGCACAGCCUCGAUCAUCGCCAUCUGGGCCUUCCUCCACCUCAACUACAAGUGGGAGCCGGAGCUGCGCAUCCCGCGCAUGCGCAAGAACACUGACGCAAUGACAAUGAAGCACUACUUUGUGCUUGUCGUGACACUGUUCACAAUUGCGCUCUGGUGCGUCGAGAAGAGCUUCGAGUCCACUGUCGGCGACAUGGGCAUCAUUGCCAUCAUCCCCCUCAUCGCCUUCUUCGGCACGGGCAUUCUGCGCAAGGAGGACUUCCACGACUUCCAGUGGCCGAUCGUGUUCCUGGCCAUGGGCGGUGUCGCGCUCGGCAAGGCCGUGCUCUCCUCCGGCCUCCUGGAGAGCAUGGACAAGUACCUCGAGCGCAUGGUCGAGGGCAUGGGGCUGUACAGCAUUCUGGUCGUGUUCUGCGCGAUUGCGCUCGUCAUCGCGACGUUCAUCAGCCACACGAUUGCCGCCGUGCUCCUCGUGCCCAUCGCGAGCCGCAUCGGCGAGAACCUCGCCGACCCCCACCCCCGCCUCCUCAUCAUGGCCACUGCGCUCAUCUGUAGCGCGGGCAUGGGCCUUCCUGUGUCUGGAUUCCCGAACAUGACUGCCAUCACGCAGGAGAACAAGCUCGGACACCGCUUCAUCAACGCAAACGACUUCCUCCGCAACGGCAUCCCCGCCUCGAUCCUCGCCGCGUUCAUGAUCGUCACCCUCGGAUACGCCAUCAUGCGCGCUCUGGGCAUGUAA
Trichosporon asahii var. asahii CBS 2479 is the source of this 4206-nucleotide messenger RNA. RefSeq names its product phosphate transporter. Gene Ontology annotation, biological process: phosphate ion transport; polyphosphate metabolic process; monoatomic anion transmembrane transport. The record is from RefSeq and is a predicted model, not a curated record. The transcript is spliced from 11 exons. Gene Ontology annotation, cellular component: membrane. Bases 1 to 4206 code for a protein of 1401 amino acids. Lineage: Eukaryota; Fungi; Basidiomycota; Tremellomycetes; Trichosporonales; Trichosporonaceae. Gene Ontology annotation, molecular function: phosphate transmembrane transporter activity.